Molecule: messenger RNA, 822 nt
Organism: Aspergillus nidulans FGSC A4
Lineage: Eukaryota; Fungi; Ascomycota; Eurotiomycetes; Eurotiales; Aspergillaceae
Gene: rbd2
Product: rhomboid protease family protein RBD2
Exons: 5
Coding region: 1-822 (273 amino acids)
Cellular component (GO): membrane
Molecular function (GO): serine-type endopeptidase activity
Source: RefSeq, a predicted model, not a curated record
AUGACGUCUCCUGCUGCGUUGCCGCCGUUACCAUUCAAUCCGUCGAGAGUCCGAUCAUACUUACUUCGACUGCCGCUCUUCACGCGCCUCGUCGUCCUUGCAAUAAUCGUGUUUUGGCUACUCGAGCUGCAGACAGUUUGGAGCGUUGUCCAAUGGGGUGCCCUGAUACCGGAUGAGUUGGGUCUGAAGACAAUGUAUCGGACCAAUACCUACCCCUUCAUCCACACGGGCUUCUUCCACGCUUUUCUGAAUCUGCUUGCGUUGACGCCGUUACUUGAGCGUUUCGAGGCCGAGCAUGGGACUCUAACGGCCAUUGCGCUGUUCAUGGGCCCUCUUUCUACGUUCCCAGCGGGCUUAUAUGUUUUGAUCGAGAAAUUUAUUCUACAUGGCAACAAUUCUGUUGUUGGCUCGAGCGUGUGGGUAUUCCUCCUUCUGGGUUCGGAGGCUAUUAGGACAUACAAGUCCCAUCCUUACUUUAGUCUCGGAACCACUAAGAUCCCUACGUGGACUUCGCCACUCUUGGUAUGCGUACUUGUCUGGAUUCUGGUUCCCAACACCAGCUUUCUUGGACACCUGUGCUCUAUACUAAUUGGCUACCUCCUCGGCCUCGGUUACCUGAAAGUUCUUGUUCCUCCGGAGAAGGUUCUUAGGUUCAUUGAAGGGAAAUUGAACCUUCUCGGACGACUGCCGCACUAUGUGUCGGUAGAUCAGAAGACCUAUGGCCGGUUUGGAGUCCUCCCAACCAGCGGCGCGCCUGCAGCCGAACGAGGAACGCCGCUGAGCUUCAUCUCAGGCUCGUCGCAGCGUCUGGGGUCGGCGUGA